AUGCCUUUGCUGCUGCAAGCAGAGUUAGAGGAAGUCGUUUCGACCGUCGCCCAAAGGCUUGACUCUUUGCAAGUUGAUUAUGCUGUCAUGGGAGGUGCGGCUGUGUGUAUCAUGGCACCUAGUCCCCUGCGAGCAACGGAGGACGUCGACCUGGUGAUCCAUGUCGACCAUCGAUCGAUCACAGCGGAGCUCCUUACAAGGAAGCUCUUGACUUCAUUUCCGUCUGACUUUGGCCCAGUGAGUCAGUUUGGACACGUCAUCCCAGGAUACAAACUCCGAUUGCCUGGAGGCGGGGAGCGUCUUGUGGAGCUCGAGGUAUUCGAUCAGGUCGCCUGGCCGCACCGACCUCAAUAUGAUCUUGAAACAGCCACACGAGCGACAAAGACUAUCAACGGAUACCCUGUCAAGCUUUUCAGUACUGAAUGGACCAUUCGGGAGAAGAUACUGUCACACUACCAGCGCCAUGGUGCCAAGCAAGCAGUUGACAUCCAAGACGUGAUCAGCCUUCUACCUUACGGUGUCCCUGGCACGCCGGAGCUCAAUUUCGACAACAACCAGAAACUUCAAAGUGCUUUGACAGCCAUGUUGAAGAUCAGGCCAAACUUGCGAAGCGACCUCAGCGAAAUCAUCAAAUGCAGGGCUAUCUUCGGCAAUUGA
Penicillium egyptiacum is the source of this 657-nucleotide messenger RNA. The record is from the annotation of a GenBank genome assembly. NCBI's taxonomy places the organism in Eukaryota, Fungi, Ascomycota, Eurotiomycetes, Eurotiales, Aspergillaceae.